AUAUUUGUUUUAUUGUUUGUUUUUUCAGGAGAGAUCAGACUUGAAAUGAAGGAAAGAACUACAGAGCUCAACUUUUCGGUGGUAGAAACUCAAGAGCAAAGCUUCAUGAGCAAUGAUCCCUGUGUCUUUACUUGGACAGAAACCUGGGCUACACAUGACAGAGUGCACACAGGAGAGAAACCUUAUAAAUGUAACCAAUGUGGAAAGGUUUUAGACAAAAGAGUGUUCUUACUAUACAUCAGAGAAUCCACAUUGGAAAGAAGCCUUAUGAAUGUGACCAGUGUGGAAAGGGUUUUAGGAAAAGGAGAAGUCUUACUGUCCAUCAGAGAAUCCACACUGGAGAGAAACUUUAUGAAUGUGACCAGUGUGGAAAGGUUUUCACACAGAGGGGAUGUCUUUCUGUACAUCAGGGAAUCCACACUGGAGAGAAACCUUAUGAAUGUAAUCACUGUGGAAAGGGAUUUAGACAAAGGGGAGCUCUUAGUCUACAUCAGAGAAUCCACACUGGAGAGAAACCUUAUAUAUGCAAUCAAUGUGAAAAGGCUUUUAGAAGAAAGGAAACUCUAAUUAGACACCAGAGAAUACACACUGGAGAUAAACCUUAUGUAUGUAAUAAAUGUGAAAAGGCCUUUAGAGGAAAGGAAGGUCUAAUUAGACAUCAGAGAAUCCACACUGGAGAUAAACCUUAUGAAUGUAAUCAAUGUGGAAAGGCUUUCACACAGAGUGGGUGUCUUUCUGUACACCUGAGAACACACACUGGAGAUAAACCUUACGAAUGUAAUGAAUGUGGAAAGGCUUUUACAGACAGAAGAGCUCUUAUUGUACAUCAGAGAAUUCACAGUGGCGAAAAACCUUUUGUAUGUAAUCAAUGUGAAAAGGCUUUUACAAGAAAGGAAGCUCUAAUUCGACAUCAGAGAAUACAUACUGGAGAUAAACCUUUUGAAUGUAAUGAAUGUGGAAAGUCUUUUAGAGAUAGGAAAACUCUUACUGUCCAUCAGAGAAUCCACACUGGAGUAAAACCUUAUGAAUGUAAGCAGUGUGGAAAGGCUUUUACAAAAAGUGGAGCUCUUACUGUCCAUCAGAGAAACCACACUGGAGAGAAACCUUAUGAAUGUAAGCAGUGUGGAAAGGCUUUUACACGGAAGGAUGUACUUAUUGUGCAUCAGAGAAUCCACAUUUGUUAAGGACCACGCCUAAGUACCAUUAAGGGGCAGGCAGCUUCUCCAAAAGCCCCCACAGCUGUGAAUCAUAACACACCUGAAGGAAUUACAAAGCAGCCUUUACUGACACUGCUUGUGGAUUAGGAAUGAAAUAAAUGGGAGGCAGGAGAGAAGAGGAGGGAGGUCAGAGAAUGCUAUAGCUUCCCAGGCUCCUUGUAUCAUUAUCAUCCUCUCACAUGAAGGAAUCUAUUUUGCUGUUCAGUGGCCACUAGCAGGUGGCUCCCCUAAUAUACACUGGAGAAAACAAUUAUAAAUGUAAUCAAUGUGAAAAGGCUUUUCUAUGCAUCUAACUAUACAUCAGAGAAACCACACUGGAGAGAAACCUGAUGAGGAUAAUCAAUGUGGAAAAACAUUGAGAAGUAUAUUGCUCAGCUUCAGAGAAUCCACACUGGCGAGAAACCUUAGGCAUGUAAUCAUUGAGGAAAGGCUUUUACACAGAAGAGCAGACUUAUUGUACAUCAGACAUACCAGAACUGUUUGUGAGUGUAAUCAAUGUUUAAAAAAAAAAAAAAACUGGCAGAGAAAGAAAUUUGUUAUAUUUCAGAGAAUUUGAGCUGGAAAAAACUUUAUGAAUGAAAUCAAUGCACAAACACUUUUCAUUUCUAGGAAUUGUAUUGCUAAACAUCAGAGCAUCCACUGUGAAAACGUAUGAGUAUAAUCAAUGUGGAAAGCCUAUUACAUGAAGAAUCAACACUGGAGAGAAAACUUAUGAAUAUAAGCAAUGUAAUCAAGCUUUCAGGAGAAAGGCAGCCUUUAUUUUCCAUCAGAGAAUUCAUAGGAACCAGGAAUCUUGUCACUGAUAUACAUGAGUGAGGAAACGCAUCAAAAUGGAGUAUAGAGCUUCUUUGCAUAAAAUUCAUUCUGGGUAUAGACCAUAUAUCCACUCAAUAUGGAAAUACCUUCAGCCAAAGAUCAUCUCUUACUUUAUACAGUAGAGGAUUCAAGCUAAAAAAAACUUUAUCAGUGUACUCGAUGGGGAUGUCCCUUUCUCUGGAAAAUGGAAGUCUCUGGUGAAGGAUUGAAUUUUGUAUCUGACUAACAGAAUGGUGAAAUAGGGGAAACAAUUUAUGCUGACCCACCAGGUUGCAAAACAGCAAAAGGAAGCAACAUAAGUGUUGAAUUGCAUUACUGCAUGAAAGGACAUCUGGAUGUUUUCAAAAACAGAAUGGCUUCAGAAUAAGGAAAAGGACAGGGGAACAAUGUUUGGUAAAGGGGGGAAAAUCCAUGUUGUUUGACCAAGGAUAUAAAAAUUGGAGCAAUUUAGGCAAUUUUGUGGUCUCAUGCAGCUCUCCUACAUGUGUGUAUUCAGCCUACAUUUAGGCUACUGCAUGUGAUAAUCGAGAAAUUUCUCAUUGACUUGAGAUAAUUUCUGCCUCCUGAUUUUUGUGAUUCAGCAAUCGUGGUGAAGAAGAUUGGAUUCUCCUGAAGUGUUUGAGAAAAAGCAGAACCACUGUAUGAAAAAAGAAGCAUUACUAAAUAGGUAAGAAACCCUGCAAUUUCAAUCUAAAAAGCUUCCCAUGGUUGCUCGGGAACUAAAUUCCAUAUAAAAGCCAUCUCAACUGCCUAUCAGAUGCAUUCAGUUGUUUGGGGCAAAGGGACCUUCCUAGUCUCAUCUAGAAGAAAUACUUUUGUGCCUUGAUGAAUAAAAGCUGAUCUUAAGACAAAGUCCCUUUGGACAAAAUGAAGAGGAUGUAAAGAGAAUAUAAACUUUCCUAUGGAACCUUUCAAGCACUCAAAAAGAAAGUCUUUCUCUGUUUUUCUAAGUCUGGCCAAGUAGGCAGACAAGACAUACAAGAAGAAGGAAAGCUUUUACCCAGUCUGCAGAAAUGUAAGGCAUGGGAAGUAACUUAAAAAUGAAUUUGUCAUUUCAGUAGGGAGGGUGUUGCCAGAAUGUCAGAGACUUUUCACAUACUUCUGCUCUUUUCAUUGCUCAGUCUGAGGACCUGAGGACCUGCACACUUUCAGUGCUUCCAAAGUGGUAUGAUGUAAUGGAAGGUCUGUUCUCUAUCCUCCUGGUCAGAAUUCUUCAAGUCCUUGACCCAAAUUUGGGUCUCUUAGAUAACAUUUGGUACAGUUUCAGUAGGUUUCUAUUGAACUCUAUUACUGUUAGCCUCCUGGAAGAUUUUUUAACUUCAGAGGAACUGAACUGCUGUUUCCUAUAUUGUAUAAAAAAGUUUGAGAGACAGAGUUUCUAGAAAAUGAAUCAUUUAAUUAAUAAUGCUAACAUAGUACUAAUAAAAGGAUGGUCAUUUGGCUGUCUCUCUUAGAUCAAAGAGGAAUCAGGGGUCACAGCUUAUAUGCCCUGGGAAGAAUGGGUAUUCUUGAAAAUGGCAAUCAGAGGGGAAAAAUCGGAACAGAAGUGAAUGCAAGGGAUAAUGUUGUAAAAAAUUACCCUGGCAUGGGUUCUGUCAAUAAAAACCUAUUAAAAAAAAAAAAAAAGAAAAAGAAAAUGGCAAUCAACUCUGGUUAACUAACAAGAACUUUACACAGAAAGGGGGAUUCAUUCUAAUGAGCUCCCAGUGUUGGGACUGGAAAAUUAGAGAAACCCCCUAUAGGUGGGACAGUUUGUACCCUCUAGGACCACUGUAGGAGAGUGACAUCAUAGAAUUCUGGGACAAGGAGACCAUGUCUGUACCCAGAUCACCCUCAAUCUUGGGCAAUCUAGACUGAGGAUCUAUAUCCACCCAGAUUUGCUUGCCUUGAAUACAGUGGGCAAGAAUUCAUCGAGGUAAGGUAAUCUAAGUGGGGUAAAAUUUUGGCAGAGAUCAAUAAUAUUCUUCCAAGGCUGGACUUUGAACAAGGAAAUAGGACAGGGGGAAAAACCCACAUCUUCACAAUAUUAAAUAUUGGUUAUUUAAUCAUCAUUUCUUUCAUUCCCCCAUUUGAUUCUAUUGAAACAAAAGUUUCAAUAUGGCAAAUAGUAGAUCAGGAGUUUCUAACCAUGGGAUCUGUGAGGGGAAGCAAUGUGAAGGGAAAAGAGGAAAAUUAAUGAGCAUUUUGACAAGAUCAAAGGGAGCAAUAGUCUUUGAUAAAUAUACUUUAUACAUAAAAGGUAUAUGGGGAAAAGCACAUAGUUGUUUUUUUUUUUUAAUUGUCCAUACAAAUAAGGCUCAGAAAUUGUAUCUCAUAUAACUGUCUGGGUUUGGAGUCAUCAUGUGAUACAGCUUUUUCAUUUGGGUGCAGUUUCCUCACUUGACUGGCUUCUUAGGUUCAGGUCACUUGUAGAGAUCCCGUUCUCUGCUACAAAUCUACAAAAUUGUUUUAACCCAAUUUUAAAUUUGCCAAGAACCAGGUCUAAUGAAAAUUCGUUCAAACCUUAUU
This is a messenger RNA of Antechinus flavipes (yellow-footed antechinus), 4541 nucleotides long. RefSeq names its product zinc finger protein ZFP2-like. The record is from RefSeq and is a predicted model, not a curated record. The coding region runs from base 198 to 1184 and encodes 328 amino acids. The transcript has a single exon. Lineage: Eukaryota; Metazoa; Chordata; Mammalia; Dasyuromorphia; Dasyuridae.